Messenger RNA from Mycetomoellerius zeteki, 883 nucleotides. Its product is annotated as cytochrome b5. Gene Ontology annotation, molecular function: heme binding. NCBI's taxonomy places the organism in Eukaryota, Metazoa, Arthropoda, Insecta, Hymenoptera, Formicidae. The transcript is spliced from 2 exons. Bases 361 to 801 code for a protein of 146 amino acids. The record is from RefSeq and is a predicted model, not a curated record. Gene Ontology annotation, cellular component: intracellular membrane-bounded organelle; membrane.
GGCAGCUCCGUCGACUCGAGUCGUUCGCCAACGCGACCGGGUUCGGAUCAUUUAUAAAUAGUUGAAGUUCUCGCACCGCCACGGAAAAUCAUCGCGGAACGCAGGUCGCGGUGAGAGUAGCUCGAGAUGCUGCACAACUAUCGCCGGCCGGUCUUCGGUCUCCGGGUUACCUCCGACACCGUUCGACGUGCGAGGGAAGAAUGACAUUUUCAGGGUCAUUCACGUCAUAGACCAUGUGUUCUAUUCGGAAGAUGUGCUUCCUUUAGGCGAGCGAGGGAAGACCCGAUUUGUCGGAGUAUCGAAAUUUCGGAAGAAUCUCUUUUCCAUGAAAUAACGAGCGCUUCCAGAAGGCGUAGUAGCAUGGAUCUCAUGAACUUGACUCUCGGUUCUCUCAAAUUGGGAGACGUGAAACCAUCGAGGGAGAACUUCUUGCAAGUCGAGCGUGACAGUGUCACAGAGAGAAACGAUACCAUUGGAGAGCGAAGAUGCAGGCUGAAGGAAAAGUCGCGCGAUGAGCUCCGGAUAAUCAAUUUGGCCGAGGUUGGCUGGCACGACACUCCUGACGACUGCUGGCUCGUGAUCUACGAUUACGUAUACGAUUGUACGGAAUUCUUGAACGGUCAUCCAGGCGGCCAGGAUAUUCUCCUAGAAUAUGCCGGACGAGAUGCGACGUUGGCGUUCAUUUCAACUGGUCACUCCGCCGUCGCUAAUGCAACCUUAGAAAGAUACAAAAUUGGUGAGCUUCCACCGAAAGAAAGACUUUUCCGCACUUCCAACGGUCUGAAGAUCUCGGGAUUUUAAUCUGUUCAGAUCAUCAAAGAUCGUCGUCAUCAUCAUCGUGACGCACAUCGAAAAAUAUCAAAUUUUAUAUGAAAAAUAGAAA